Molecule: messenger RNA, 285 nt
Organism: Malassezia globosa CBS 7966
Lineage: Eukaryota; Fungi; Basidiomycota; Malasseziomycetes; Malasseziales; Malasseziaceae
Exons: 1
Coding region: 1-285 (94 amino acids)
Biological process (GO): cytoplasmic translation; translational elongation
Cellular component (GO): ribosome; cytosolic large ribosomal subunit
Molecular function (GO): ribonucleoprotein complex binding; protein kinase activator activity; structural constituent of ribosome
Source: RefSeq, a predicted model, not a curated record
AUGAGGACUCACACAUCGCAGAGCGACAAGCUUGUUGAGCUUACUACCGCUGCUGGCGUGCCAGUUGAGCCAAUCUGGGCGAGCUUGCUCGCCAAGGCUCUCGAGGGCAAGGAUGUGAAGGACCUGUUGACGAACAUUGGUUCAGCCGGCCCUGCCGUCGCUGCUGCCCCAGCUGCCGGUGCCGCUGCCGGCGGUGAAGCUGCUGAGGAGCCCAAGGAAGAGAAGAAGAAGGAAGAGGAGAAGGAGGAGUCCGAUGAGGACAUGGGCUUUGGUCUCUUUGACUAA